AUGACGCCCGAGCCACCUGAAGUUCCAUAUAAUUAUGUGCUAGAUUUCCCAUCUGAUCGACUCCUCUCUCCGAGUCGUCACUCCACUGCGGACCAGCGCAAGCAAGUCCACCUUCUCCAUCGCCUCGGAUACUCUGUGAAGGCUAUCUCGAACGAGGUCUAUCUCACGUAUAAAUGCGUGUGGUAUAUCAUCAAUCAAACUACCGCCACGCUGCCAUCUCCGCCAACUCGCCGCGCGUUUCGAAACCUAGACUUCGAAAUGAUUCGGUCUUAUAUCGAAACCUCUUCGGAGACUCGACAGAUGCCGUUCAAAAAGGUGAUCCGAAACCUUGAGCUCGGUUGCUCCGACAGCACCUUGCGUCGGUUCCUUAAGUCCCACGGCUACCGCCGAUACCGUGCAAAGAAGAAGCCAAAGCUCGUGGAUCGGAUCCAGCCGACGACUCAACGGAGAAAGGCGUGGAUGUUUUGGGGUUCCUUUUCCGGUGGCUCUCGCGGUCCCUCUAAUCCGAAGCUCCUCCUGGGUGUAUCUCCCGUGGUGGGCUGGUGCGUUAUCUUGCAUUGA
Penicillium bovifimosum is the source of this 561-nucleotide messenger RNA. RefSeq lists its product as uncharacterized. Gene Ontology annotation, molecular function: DNA binding. The transcript has a single exon. Gene Ontology annotation, biological process: DNA transposition; DNA integration. The coding region runs from base 1 to 561 and encodes 186 amino acids. NCBI's taxonomy places the organism in Eukaryota, Fungi, Ascomycota, Eurotiomycetes, Eurotiales, Aspergillaceae. The record is from RefSeq and is a predicted model, not a curated record.